Messenger RNA from Cynocephalus volans (Philippine flying lemur), 2291 nucleotides. It is a transcript of the gene SLC25A30, whose product is annotated as solute carrier family 25 member 30. NCBI's taxonomy places the organism in Eukaryota, Metazoa, Chordata, Mammalia, Dermoptera, Cynocephalidae. The record is from RefSeq and is a predicted model, not a curated record. Gene Ontology annotation, molecular function: transmembrane transporter activity. The coding region runs from base 165 to 1067 and encodes 300 amino acids. Gene Ontology annotation, biological process: transmembrane transport. The transcript is spliced from 9 exons.
CGGGGGCUCCUGGGCCGCCCCAGCCGCUUGCCGCCUGUUUUGCACCUCUGGUGCGGGCUCUGGCUCUGGUCGCCGCUGGACGUGGGUUGGUGAAGGUGAGGGUCGCCGCCGGGAAAAGCCCUGUGGGAGGUGAUGUUUCCAUAAAUCAAAGGAGGAGGGACAGCAUGAGCAUGUCAGCUGUCAACUGGAAGCCAUUUGUGUAUGGGGGGCUGGCCUCCAUCACGGCCGAGUGCGGUACAUUUCCAAUUGAUUUAACCAAGACACGGCUCCAGAUUCAAGGCCAGACGAAUGAUGCAAACUUUAAAGAAAUUAGGUAUCGAGGAAUGUUGCACGCAUUAGUGAGGAUAGGCAGAGAAGAAGGGCUGAAAGCCCUGUAUUCGGGGAUUGCUCCUGCAAUGUUACGCCAGGCUUCCUAUGGCACCAUCAAGAUAGGCACGUACCAGAGCUUGAAGCGAUUAUUCGUUGAAUGCCCAGAAGAUGAAACCCUACCGAUGAAUGUCGUGUGUGGAAUUCUGUCUGGAGUCAUAUCCUCAUCCAUUGCUAAUCCAACUGAUGUUCUGAAAAUUCGGAUGCAAGCACAAAACAACACCAUUCAAGGAGGAAUGAUAGGCAACUUCAUUAACAUUUACCAGCAAGAGGGGACAAGAGGACUGUGGAAGGGUGUGUCCCUUACGGCUCAGAGGGCCGCUAUUGUUGUUGGCGUGGAGCUGCCAGUCUAUGACAUCACCAAGAAGCAUCUAAUUCUCUCGGGCCUGAUGGGAGACACUGUCUGUACCCACUUCCUCUCAAGCUUCACCUGUGGUCUGGCGGGGGCCCUGGCCUCCAACCCUGUUGAUGUUGUGAGAACACGUAUGAUGAAUCAGAGAGUCCUUCGGGAUGGCAGCUGCUCUGGCUACACAGGUACCCUGGAUUGCUUGUUACAGGAUCCAGGCUGUGGAGCAGCCUCUAUCUGGAACAUUGCUAAUCUUAUGGAGAGGAAAAAUACAUCAUGGCAAAGCAAACGUCAGCUCUCAAAGCUUCUGUCCAGAAAUGAUACAUGUCACUUCUGUUCACAUUUCAUUUGCUAAGGCACGUCACAUGGGAAAGACUGAAUGGGGCUAGGAAGUAUGAUUCUUCCAUAAGGAAGGAUCCAGAAUAUUUGGCAAAUGGUGAUAGAAUGUGCCACCCAGGCAAUCUGCUGUUAUUGUUCCAUUUAACUUGCUUAUUUGGCCUGUGCAAAAAGUAAACAGGUCUUAGAGAACGAGAUCCAUUUAGAGAGUAUAGUAAAUUUAAUCAAUUGCUGCUACUGUUCCAAAUGUACUAUCCUUACUGGAGAAAAUCAACAUGGCUCUUGGCAUUUGGGAAGUAGCUAUUAAUCUAGAAAAUGCUUUUUCGGUUUAUAUUAGUUAGCAGGUGCUUCUGGAAGCUACUUUCAUGUAGCAGGAACAGCAGUACAUCCAUUAUGAACUAGUCCAUUGUGUGGCUAACAUGUUGAGUGUUGUCAGCAAGUGGAAGUGGUAUGGUGUAUACAGUAUCAAGCUCAAGCAGUUCUGAAGGCAUGAGCAGGUGGCUCCUCCAUGGCAUGUAGUUCUGCUGCAUUGUUACCUGUCCCUCAGAUCCCACCUAUGGCAUCAUGGGGAUUUCUUUAUGGCCAGUUGACAGAGGAAGAAAAAUCUGAGGCCUGAGUUAUAGAUGGUUCUGAACAAUAAUAUGUUCCCCAGAUAGAAAUGGACUGCUGCAGUGUGAGAGACCCAUCAGGAGUGCCACUGAAAAAUGGUUGGGAAAGAAAAUGCUCCAAGUGUUUAGAACUUCGAACAGUACACAUGUACUGCCAGGACUGGAAGCCUUGAAAUCCAUGAUCAAGAACAAAGUGGUUAACCUCCGUUUGCCUCCAGAUCCUCGACGUCUUUGUCCCGCUCUGUGCUUUUGGAUGCUGGCUGCUUGGAUGUGGACUGCAUUACCCAGGUUGCUUACUCUCUGGUUUCCAGUUGGGAUUAGCCAAUGAAAACCACCAGCAGGAAAUUGGAGGGGUAGAGGAGGAUGUUUUUUCAUGCUCUCCGUUUACUACUGUGUCUGGGGCAACAGCUGUGCCCCUUUCUGAUCACAUUUCCUGCCAAAUGGCCCCUUCUCCAUAGUUACAACUUUCACUGGGCUCUGGUAACACUAUUUCCUAAAUUUGCCUCUUCAGCCCUACGGGUGGAAUGCUUUCCCACCAUUGCUAGUCUCUGGGUGCCUCAACAUUCGUUAUUGGUCUCAUUUAGCUCUGCCCAUACCUCUGUGAUUAUUUCUUUCAUUAAAGUCUAUUUGAACCA